This is a messenger RNA of Cinara cedri, 6789 nucleotides long. Lineage: Eukaryota; Metazoa; Arthropoda; Insecta; Hemiptera; Aphididae. The record is from the annotation of a GenBank genome assembly.
UGUAUUAAAUUUUUAAAUGCGUACUUCUGAUAUUUCUUCCUCGGAACCGGACGACCCAGACAAGUACAUUUGGUCGGGUUCGUCGUACUCCUCGUCCUGGGAUUCAGACUCAAAGACAGCUUGCAAUCUUUUGUCAAUGCAAUUUAUAUCCGAGGACUGGACGGGUGUCGGGGGCGUGAACGAGGGGCCGGCUGACGACGGUGUAGCCGUGGCGUUUCCACCGCUCGAUGUAAUGGGUAUUUGUUCCAUGACGACGUUUAUUCGGCUCCUGUUGGAAGGCCGACGGUCGCCUUUUUUCUUUAAUUUACCGAUUUUUGCGUGCGAUUGUACAAAGCUACGUAAUCCCGUAAACGGCGCACUAUAUCGCACACAACUACCACUUGCACAGCAAUGACCCGUGCGCGACCGCGAUAUCAAUGGUCCAUCCCGAGUAUCAGUGCGAUAAUUAUUUUUAUUGGCCACAAAAAGUCAGGACAGUUUACAAUGCGCGAAGUGCCAGUUGUAGCUUGACGUGCGUGUAUACGGUUAUUUUUCGAGGGGGUUACUAGCGAAUUUAUGUCUGCGUUUUUUCACAAUGAAUUAUCAAAAACGAGUGCGGAUUGCGGAAAAUAGUUCGCCAUGUCUACGCUAGUGCCCCCCUCUUCACCCGAAACUUAUGUAUUAUAAUCACCGGUAGUAGCUCCAUCUCUCCGAAUGAAUCGUCGCUAGAUAAUAAUCACCGGUAAGCGUGGAGAGUAAUUGUUGUAAGCUCAUUCCAGUCCUCAGUGGCUCAGUCGUUAUUUUUCCAAGCACGGCAAAACAAGUAAUUCUUUUAAAGAAUAAUACUAUUAAUUUUAACAACUUUUAUAGAUUUCGUAAUUUAAAUAAAAUAUUUCAUAUUUUAAUUUCAACUUGUGUUAUAUAGUUAUACAUAAUAUCGUUCUACACAUCUUGUGUUCCUUCCUAUCUAUUUAUAUGUUACAAUGUUAACUAACGACACUGACAAGAAUUCAAAUUUUAAUCCUGAUAAAAAUUCAAAUUUACAUCAUGAGAAAGAUACAAACAUAAAUAAUAUAUUAAUUAAUUUUGAACAACAAUUUCAUCAGUUGCUAUUGGAAUCUAAAUCGAAUGAAGUAUGUACAUACCUAUACAAUAAUAAUAAUUAAAGAUUUGGUAAUUAAAUUACAUUUAUUAUAAAGCUCUGAUUUUGUUAAACAUAUAAUAUAGGUAUGUAAAAUGUUAAAAUUCUAUUUCAAAUAAUAGGUAUUAUUUGAAGAAAACCCAUGUCAAAGCAUAUCGUAACAUACCAAAUCAUGAUUCAUUGACAUAAAUAUAUCUAAUUUCACAAAUAUAGUAUGUCAUAAAUUUCUUAAGAGUUAAGCCUUUUAUCUGUGAUUCUAUGUGUAUAAGGAUCUCAUAAUUUACAUAUAUAUACAUAAUUUAUUUAGUUUGCUCUAUCUAUCUUGGGUGUAAUAUACUAAGAAAUACAAUCCGUUCUUCCAUGAUUUUGACUCUUGUUGAGUUUAUUAGGGUAAAAUGCACUAUUAUACAUUUUAUGAAGAAAAGAAUUUACUAUGUCUUAGCUUAAUAAUUUUUCAAAAAUUAAAUUUCCUAAUAAAUUAUGAUAAAAAUCAAUUUAAAUUAAAACUCCCAUUUUUCAUAACAAAAAUGAAAUCAUUUCACCUAAACCUUCUAAAUACAAUUCUUUAUUAAAAGUAUGACAGGUUACUUGCUUUAAACUUAAUCAGAGUAUCAACGUUGAAGUACGGAAUGUAUUUAUCAUGCGCGAAACAAAAAACAAAUUAUGCAUAGAGGCUCUUUAAUCGUAGAUAAACAGCUGCUGAUGAUUUCACGAGUAGUUGCCUAUAUGCCCCUUAAAAUAUAUGUAUUUCUCAAUACUAUUAUAUAAGGUGCUAAAUAGGUAAGUUUUUGAUCUUUAAUAUAGAGUCAACUUAAUCAAGGGAUUCUCUAUAGUCAACCUUCCUGGAAACUUAAGGCUUUUAGUUAUUAAUAUAUUAUUAUGUGCAAAUGCAUUGUCUCCAAUAUUCUUAUCCUUAUAUUUAAUAGGCAAUUCAUAAGAAUAAGUACAUGUUACAAAUGUAAAGUUUUUAAUGUUGAACAACAUUAUAAAUAUAUUAUGAAGUGGAAAUCUGCCCAACAACUGAGCCCAUAAUUAUAUGGACUGAUGCACAUAAACAUCCAUAACAUAAUUUUCAAGGGAGGUACAAAGUGGAACCAGAUUUCCAAGCACUUGUAUAAACACUAAUAUACAGGGUGAUUUUUUAAUCAUGAACCAGCAAUUAUCUCUGAGGAUUUUAAGUGAGUUUGAUUUCUGUUUUUUCUAAUCAUCAUUAAAUUGUUUAAGCUUCAAAUUCAGAUUCACUUAAAAUCCUCUGAGAUAAUUGCUGGUUCGUGAUUUAAAAAACACUUUAUAGUUAGAUAUAUGAAUAUAAUAAUUCAAUACCUGUAUAAAAAGUUUGAUUAUGUUAUAGAGUUAUAAUUGAUCUAUUAUAAAAUGGUGAAUUAAUAAUUAUCUAGGUUGAACUUUUUAUAUUUUCCUAGGGGGACUGUGUCUCCAUUCUGCUCAUCCCUCAAUAGACGCCCAUGAGGCUAUGUAUGUUCAUACUAUCUCUAUGCAUGUAUCAGAAUAGUUUUAAGUGUCAGUACUUCAAACAAAAAUAUUAUUUUGCAUCAUAUUGAUUUGAAGGGUUGAAGUAUAAUGAAGUUUUAUUAUUACAAUCUCACCCCUUGUAAAAUGUAAAGGACAGUAAAUAUUACCUGAUAUAGACGACAGGUGUCUUGUACUCUUCUAACCUAACCUAUUAUUAGGGCUGACCUUGAAUUGAAUUCUAGCAUAUUCUAACAAGAAUACAAGUUGGGCCCUAUUCAUUUUGGCAUAUUUUAUCUUUUAUAUUAAUAAUGUUAGUCCAGCUUAUUAAGAGUUGCAUAGUAAACACCACUUGGAAGUCAAGUCUCCCAACAAUUUUGUUUCGUGUUACUUUACUCUUAUAAAAUUAUACAAAUAUUGAAAUUAUUAUUACAAAUUUAAUAUAUUAAUAUUAAUAUUAUUACCACAGACCCAACUCGAAUAUUUCCAUUAUUAGGUACAUUUUUGUUAUUUAUAUACUUGCUUGAGCACCAAUAUUUUUAACCUUUAAAAUUAUUUAGAUACUUAUUCAAAAUAUUUAUCGGUACGAUUUGUAGAAGCACAUUACUAAUAAUUUUAAGUAAGUGUCUACUUCACUAUUAUAAGGAUAAGACAAAUAAAAAUUUGUCAAUUUUCCUAUAGCAUGUUAGUCUAUAAGUACAGUUAACAGUUAGCCCAAAAUAUAUAUUGAUACUGCCGUCAUAAAAUAAAUGUUAUUCUAUAAUCUGUAAUGGUUAUAUUACAAUAUAUAUUUUACAGAUUUUUAGAUUUGGAGGGUAUUGAGGGGUCUAUUAGUUUUACUGGAUUUUUUUUUUGUAUUUAAACAACUUUUCUACCAGAAAUCUUGCUCUGAUGUAUUAAGUGUAGCACCUUUUCUAGAAUGGAAAUUUUAUUCAUUUGGCAAGGUCAUUUUUUCAAUUUUCCAAUAGGUUUUCUUAAUUAAGAAAAACUAAAAAAACAUUAUUGAAAAAAUGACAAAUAUUUACAGUGCUCCAUUACGUUACCAAUUUGUUUUUAAUUUUUACAAACUAUGUUUUCUACCAAAAACACUACUACAAUAGAAAACAACAAAAGACCUGGUUUGUUACAUUUUCAAUCCAAUAUGUGAGUAAGAAAGUUGUUUUUUAAUUUUCUCUGUAAUUCUUUUAAUAAAGCAUAACUGAAAAAAACAUAUACAGAACAAAAAAAUGUUAUGAAAAUAAUGCUUAUAUUAUUUGCAAUUGUUUUUUUGGUUGUAAUUCAUUUAAAUAUGUUUAUAAACUUGGCAUUUUAACGCAAAACUUAUAUUUGCCUUUUCUAAACAUAGUGAAACUUUUAAAACGAGCUAAUUAUAAGACUUCAGUUUUAUAAUUUUAUGAUGUUUUUACAUAAUUUUUAUUUAAUAGGUACUCUGUAAGUAAAAUUCUAAAAUUAAACAAGAAUUCUUGAAAAUUUAUUAGGAAAUUCAUUACAAGUUUAACUUAGUGGUUAAAUAAAAAAAAUGAGUAAUGUAGUUUUUUUUUAUACAAAUUUUAAUAUUAAUUUUUGAGAAAAAUCAUAAAUAUAAUCACAUUUUAAAAUAUACAUAAUCAAACAACAAAUUUUUUUUCAGUAACAAUGGUUUAUCAUUGCUUACAGAUAUAAAUUAAAUAACUUAAUGUACCUAACCUUCCCAACUUUAACGGUGGCACACCUGUCCCCAGUAUUGGCUUUUUUAUUUAUGAAUUGUUUUUUUUUUUUAGUUUUUUUCUUGAGGUGUUACCAUGGUUGUAGACUAGGCACACUAUUCUCCAUUAUUGCAAACACUAGUUCAAAUUUUGGUUAUUAUACAAAAUACAUGAAAUUAGAAAUAUUUAAAAUUAAUAUUAGACUAAAAGACAUAGUGAGGUAAUUGACUAUUAUUUAUUAAUAAUAAUAUUAUGUUAAAUUUUCAGUUCAUUAUAAAAACUACUCAAGAAAAUUUAAAUAAUUGUUUAAAACAAAAUCUUUUAUUAAAACAUGAAGUAGAAACAGAACGUCUUAAAAAAUCAAUGAUAAAAAUGGAGUUGGAAACUUUAACUACAAUGUUACGGAAAUGCAAUUAUAAAAACAAUAGUGAACUCAAUGUAAAAGUAUUAAUGCAUGAGCGUGAACAUUUGACAAACAAAAUAUACCAACUUAAAGUACUUAAAGUAUUAUAUACAUGCAAUAUAUUAAAAAGCAAUCAAUGGUUAUGUUUAUGGUUUAUCAGUGUUGAUUAAGAUUUCAAUUCAUAUGUUAGUAAUAUUAUUUUCAGAUAGAAAAUAUAGAAUUAAAACAAGCACUAACAAAAUCAAACAACCAAAUUCAAUCGUUAACAGAAAAACAACAUGAAUGUACUGAAAAAAUAAAUUUAGUAACUCCCAUACUAAAUUCUCUCCAAUUGUAAAUAUUUGAUUUUUAUAAUUUAUAUUAAAUAUUAUAGUAAUUAAAUAUUCUUAAAUAUAGGCAAAUUAAUAAACAAAAAAAAGAUUCAGACACAUUAAUAAACUUAUUGUGUGUCAGCAAGAAUUUAGCCCGAAAAAUUUUAAGUGCCCUUGAAUACACUAGAAAAUCAAAUAAAAUACAAUCUGAUCAUAUUCAAAAUUUAAUAAAAGAAGUAGCAAGUAUUAAAAGUAAUUUAAAUACAUAUAAUUAUAAUAUACAAACAUUAUUUGAACAUGUAACCAAUUUAUAUAAUCAAUGGCUCGCAUCUAUAUGUUCCGGUAUUGUGAGCGUAAUACUUAUUUGUUGGUUGGGUGGCACAAUUAAAAAAAAAAAAAAAUCAAUAUUCAUGUUUAUAAUAGUAUAAUGAUUGUUAUACAUUUUUUAAUCGAUUUGUAUAUACAUGCAAUAUAUUUUAAAAUUGGCUUUGAUGCCACUGUAUAUUAUAUAUGUUCAAGGUCAAAUUCAUAUAUUUAUUGAUCAAAAUGAAAAACAGCAGUCAAUGAACACCAAUCAACAAAAUUUGAUUUCAUCUACUCGGAUACAUUCAGAAAUUUAUAUGAAAAUAGUUGAAAUUCUUGAAAUUGAAAAUAGUACAUUGCACAAAAGUGUUCAAUUUUUAAAUAAAGGGAAACUUAAAGAUGAUAUUGAUAAAUAAAUAGUCAUUUUCAUAAUUAAAUUAAUUAUUUUAUAAUACAUAAGCAAUUUAUAUUAAAUUAAUAAAAUUAAUUGUACAUAGGUACAAAGGAUACAGUAUUCAAUCAAAAUAUUGUUUAAUUAAAAAUAUCUGAUCUGUAUAUUUCAUUUUAAAAACAAAUUGUUUCUUUUUUACAGAUAAGUAUACAAAAAUAAAAUUAUAUCAAAUUUUAAUCAAUUUCCCUAAAAAUGAGUACAUUGACAAAAAAUAAUAAAUAUCUACAUUCUACGUCAUAUUAUUUAUUAUAUUACAUCACCAACCAUUUAUAGUUUAUACCCUUGAAUUCAUAAAUAAAUAAUUUAAAAUUUCAUCACCUGUAAUGGAACAGUUUUAUACUUUUUUAAUACUCUUUCAAGCGAUUCACUAGAUUUAAGGCCAAAUACUUCCAAACACUGUCUAUCCAUCAAUCCUAUAGUUCCUCCAGAUACAGACUGCAGGAAUUUCCAAUAUGAUGGUCUCAGAUUAUGUGGUUCAAGUAUAGCUGCAUGAAAUAAAAUAGCUGUAGAAAAACAAUAAAAAAAUAUGUUUGCUUGAGGUAAAUCUGGAAAAAUUCCAUCACUAGAACCUUUCGUAUACAUAAUCUGAAAACAAUUUGAAUAAUUAUAUAUUUAAGAUUAAUCUUUAUGAAAAAAAAUUAUAAUUAUAGUAUAAAUAAAUGAUACCUGUAAAGUUUUUAGCAUAACAUACAAAGCAAUUGUAUUAUUUCGAUACAAGCAAAAUGUUAGACUAGCUAAAGAUCCUGCUGGAAUACAUAUGUACUUUGAAUCUUUACCCAAAAAUCUUCUCAUUAAACAUGAUACUAACUAAAUCAUAAAGAAUAUCAAUACAGAGUAAUAAAAUAUAUUUAUUAUAAUAAAAAUACUUUAUAAAUAGUAGAGAAUCCUCCAAGAAAUGCUCCUAAACUAAAUGUACUUGGUGAUAUCAUUAGUUUUAAAAUAUAAGUUGGUUUUCGUAUAAUUUUAUUAGCUUGUAAUAACGACUUUAAACAUAAUUGCAGUGUAUAACCAACUAAAAAUAAUCUUGUUCCAGACUAAAAAAAAUAAUA